Messenger RNA from Chondrus crispus (carragheen), 288 nucleotides. RefSeq lists its product as hypothetical. The coding region runs from base 1 to 288 and encodes 95 amino acids. The record is from RefSeq and is a predicted model, not a curated record. The transcript has a single exon. Lineage: Eukaryota; Rhodophyta; Florideophyceae; Gigartinales; Gigartinaceae.
AUGACCCCCAUAUGUGAACGCUACUCGCGCUUGGACGCGCAUAACUUGCAAUUCUGCUGGCCAAACACGAAUCCUCGUGCUGCCUCCUGCCUCUCAUCUUUGUUUUACCGCGGUUCCCCUACUACCAUCCAUGUGUUUGUGCACUCCCCCCCCCCCCCCUUCCCCCUCCUCCUUUCUCUCCAAACGUCUCUAUUUUUCUGCCUGCCGGACGGACCUCCACCACUGCGCCGACUCACCUGCGAAUCCGAAUGUUGCUGGACAAAAUUUGUACACAUGGACCUGACAUGA